Molecule: messenger RNA, 1106 nt
Organism: Paramacrobiotus metropolitanus
Lineage: Eukaryota; Metazoa; Tardigrada; Eutardigrada; Parachela; Macrobiotidae
Exons: 2
Coding region: 28-864 (278 amino acids)
Source: RefSeq, a predicted model, not a curated record
UCUGGCAUUUUUGCAGUAAACUUCAAUAUGAAUCAUAAACUCCGAAAAAACUAUCGCCGAUUUAAGUGCCGUGUGAGACGCCGAGCUUUGUUCAAAACGUUAGAUGAGCUGUUCGCUCGGGCGCUUCUGCUUGCUGAAGCCGAUCGGAAAUUUGAGAAGUUCUACGUUCGACACGAAAUCGGCUUAGAGGAGAUGCCUCGAGAGAAAUUUGAAUUGUUUUUUCGUUUACGAUCCUACGCGGAUUUCUGCCGCCUUCUGGAAGCUCUGGAUCUUCCAGAACGGAUUGUUUGCGACAAUGGGACCGCCGUGAGCGCGGAAGUCGCUUUGGCUGUUACCCUUCGACGUCUCGCGUACCCUUGUCGGUGGGUGGACACAAUGGACUUUCUUGGAAGAGACAGAACUCAACUAUCAAGAAUCUUCAAUACCACCCUGGACCUCAUUUAUGACAAAAAAGGGUGGCUGCUGGAAUCGCUCGGUUGGAUAACGCGGGAGCGUAUCGAGAAAUACGCGGAUGCUAUUCAUCGUGCAAGUAAAGGGCGAUAUGCCCACUGUUGGGGAUUCAUAGAUGGGACAGCGCGGGCAAUCUGCAAGCCGAGCUUGUACCAGGAGGAUUAUUAUUCUGGCCAUGCAGGCACUCACGCGUUAAAGUUCCAGUCUGUGGUCGCACCUGAUGGGUUAAUCAUCAAUAUGUUUGGACCGGUUGAAGGGCGUCGUCAUGAUGUUUUAUGCUGCUUAAGAGUCAGCUGCGAAAACGGCUACAGAGGAAGAACCUCGAUUGGGGAAACCCCGAGUAUUGCCUGUUUGCAGACAAAGGUUACAAUAUCUCGCCUGAAAUUCAAACUCCGUAUAAAGGUCUCAAUUUAACGCCGGAAGAAAUUGAGUUUAACAAAGAUAUGGCUCUGUGCCGCGUGGCGGUUGAACUUGGAUUUUUAAAGAUUGCGCGAUCUUUUGCCUACUGUAACUAUUCAAGAAGUCAGCAGCUGUUGUGGCAGCAAACUGCCAAAAUUUAUCUCGUUUCUGCUCUUCUGACCAACUGUUUGACGUGCUUAUAUGGCUGCGCUAUUAUUGGCGGCAAAUACAAAGUGGAGUCACCCACGUUAGAGGAU